Messenger RNA from Mycena indigotica, 345 nucleotides. Its product is annotated as 60S ribosomal protein. The record is from RefSeq and is a predicted model, not a curated record. Lineage: Eukaryota; Fungi; Basidiomycota; Agaricomycetes; Agaricales; Mycenaceae. Gene Ontology annotation, cellular component: ribosome. Bases 1 to 345 code for a protein of 114 amino acids. Gene Ontology annotation, biological process: cytoplasmic translation. The transcript is spliced from 4 exons. Gene Ontology annotation, molecular function: structural constituent of ribosome; RNA binding.
AUGCCCAAGGCCGCCCCCACCAAGACCGUCUCCAAGCACAAGUUCAUCAUCGACUACUCAAAACCAGCUGCAGACGGCAUCUUCGAUGGUGGCGAGUUUGAAAAAAUUCCUCCACGACCGCAUAAAGGUUUGUGGGCUAACUUCUUGUUUUUCAUUUCAGAUGCUGGCUCGAAACUCGUUAUCACGACCUCGAUUCAAUUCUCCAAGCGCUACCUCAAGUACUUGACGAAGAAGUUCCUCAAAAAGCAAUCGAUCCGCGAUUGGGUCCGUGUCGUUGCGCCGUCCAAGGACGUCUAUCAACUGCGCUACAACGCUGUGCAAAACGACGAGGAGGACGAAGAGUAG